Messenger RNA from Penicillium salamii, 4536 nucleotides. NCBI's taxonomy places the organism in Eukaryota, Fungi, Ascomycota, Eurotiomycetes, Eurotiales, Aspergillaceae. The record is from the annotation of a GenBank genome assembly.
AUGUCCACCCCCACUGAUCUCCAGGCUCUCCUGGCCAGCAUUCGGCCUCGUCCUUCCCCUUCAAACACUCCUGGCCAAGAUAAUACCCAGGCCCAGCGCCAGGCGUAUUAUCAGCAAGGCAUGUUCCCGCCGCACCAGCAGCAGUCUUACGACGGCCAGAGCUACCAUCAUCCUCAACCACACGAUUACCAGCACCCAUCGGUAUCCUCUACCAUCCAAAGUCCUGCGCCAAUGAACACUCCCCCUCACCGGGGUUCUGACAUUUUGAGCCCAAACAUGUCAACCCCCCGAGGUGAAUGGCACCAACCGGCGCCACCUCAACAGCACAGCAACCCGGGUUCCAAUGACCUUCUGAACCUUUUGCGAUUCAGUCAGCGUCCCGGCGGUGCUCCCCAGCCCCAGGCUCCUGCUCCUCCACCCGAGCAUUUGCAGGCCCCGUCAGGUCACGAAGCUCACCCAUCACACGGACGGAACAUCUCCGCCUCUGACUUGGUUGCUUCUUUGUUUGGUAACCAGACCGCAGGCAAUGUAGCUCCCCCAGCUGCCCCGCCUGCUGUGCCUCCAGGUUUCCAAUCUGGACACCCCGAAGGCCCCAAUGAAAACACCCAGGACAUGUUACUUCGCCUUCUCAACCGUUCUCAGUCUGGCUCUUCUGUGCCAAGGUCUCCGGCUCCCGCUCCAAACCAGCAGGCACCAUUUGUGCAGACUCUUUCAGAUGAGCCUCACGGCGAGGCUACCAACAACUUCAUGGAGUAUGUGGAUGAAAGUCCUUUGGCUCCUGCGAACCCGGAAACGGUCGUGUCGCCUAACUCCAAGGACUCGAUGUUCACCUACGUCAACCCCUUCGACCAGUUGGCUGCUAUCUCUCCUCGCAACACUACUCCGAAACAGCCUUCCUCGGGUCAACAAAGUCCUGCUGUUGAAGUGAUGCAGAAGCAAAAGAUCAAUGUUUCCGCAACACUUGAGCGCUCUGCACCCGAGCCAGUGGCCCUCAAACAGGAGCCCCGAUCACCCAUCUUGAGUGAAGGACAGAGAGAAGCGGUGAAUGAUGUUGUUGGCCGUCUUGUAGAUGAGAUUGGCCGCUCCCUCAGUGCUGAAGAGGCGCGGACCGAAGCUGCGGCAAAUGCUGCAGUCUCUAAUGUCAAGGAGGAACCCUCCGAGGCAGUUCUUUCAUCAAUCGCCGACCAGUUGAACGACACCGCUGCUGUAGCCGAAGACGUUGUCAACUCUCUCAAGGUCGAUGAAGUUGCGAAGGAGACUGUGGUGGAAACCCCUGCAGUCCCUGUGACCCUGAAGGUGGCUGACAACACCGAGGCCUUGGCUGACAGUUGGGAAAGUGCGGAAGACAGUGCCGAAAAGGAGGAGGAACGAGUUGUCUCUGUUCACAACUUCCCCAUGAAGCCAUUCAUUUCCAUUGCCGUGAAGGCUACAUCUGGAAAGCUUAACGUCUUCCGUGACGAUGAUGUGAUGGACAUUGCUCGCCUGAAGAAGGAAUUCGACCAGCUCGACCGAUCCCUGACCGCCGCUACAUCGGAGUACAUUGUGUACGCGCUCGCUAAAACCGGUGGCAUCAGAAUCAUCCGACAAGAUGACGGUAGUGAUCGACAGGUCUUCCGUUCCACUCGUGAUCGGGUGUUCAAUGUCGCUCUUUGCACAGCCCCCUCUGCUGCUGGUGACUCUGAAGUCCAGGCCAUUCUUGGCAUUGGAGUCAGUGGCUCUGUUUACUGGGCUUUGAUCUCACGUUCUGGCAAGGACUUCUUUGAUAUGGAUGCCUUGGAAAGUGAGAGUCUGAUCUUCCCGCCUUUCCCGGCUUCGGAUGAGAACACUUCUGGUGGCCAGCUGAAAACGCGGGCCAAGCGAAGCACUCGUCACACCAACCUGUUUGCCAUUGGUCGGGGUAAGAACAUCUACGUCGUUUCUCCCAAGGCGGCGAUGAACCCUGCCUACGGCGUUUCCGGAACCCAGCGCACCGUCAACACCGAGAAAUUCUUCAAGGAACGUGCCUUGAAGAUCUCUACUGGUAAGGCCGGAAAGGACUUUGCCUUCAGUGACGAUGACUCCGUCAUUGCAUCUUUGGAUAAGACUGGUCGUCUGCGCUUUUGGGACAUCAACGACAUGCUGGACGAUUCCAGCCUGGUUGAAGGCCCUCCUCCUGCUGAAAUCAAGGUCCCCUUGACUACCUUUGUCACUGGCUCCCCUACCGAGAAGUCUUGGCCUACCUCGGUUCUUUUCCUUGAUAAGCUUCGUGCCUACUCGCGCUCCAUGGCGCUUCGCUACGUUUUGGUUGGACUCAAGCAGAACCACACCUUGCAGCUCUGGGAUAUUGGGCUCGGCAAGGCUGUGCAGGAGUUGAAGUUCCCUCAUGAGAAUGAGUCCGAUGCUAUUUGCAGCGUCGCUUACCACCCAUCUUCCGGUGUCAUCGUUGUUGGACACCCCACCCGUAACUCAAUUUACUUCGCCCAUCUUUCGGCCCCCCGAUACAAUCUGCCGCAGAUGUCCCAGGCCGCCUACAUUCGUGAUCUCAACGAUAAGGAUAACACUCUCCCCAAGCCGGAAUCCACUGCUUGCCUGAGUGGAAUUCGAGAGAUUUCUCUCGGUGCCAAGGGCCAACUGCGCAGCUUGGAGCUCUUGCCUGUCACGAAACCAGCUUCCGACAAGAACGGCGUCGAAGAGACCCCCUUGUUCGAGUUGUAUGUCAUGCACUCACGCGGUGUCACAUGUCUGAACAUUAAGAAGGAGGACUUGGGCUGGACAGCCGAUAACAAGGUCAUCCGCCCCGUCGAUGCUUUGGAGCAUAACUUGAUUGAAAUCAGUGACUUGCAGACUUUCCCAAGCUACGCGACUGAUGAGCCAUCCAUCAAUGGCGAUACUGCUUCGACCAUGUCUCGUGCUGCUACCAAGGAGCCAGUCAAGAAGGCUGACAUUGGGGAGGCUGCUUCUGGCGUUGCCCCCUCGCGCAACGCCUCGCCUACCAAGUUGGCGAAGAAGAAGAUUUCCGAGGAGCCUAGUGAACUUGCAGCUACACCCAUCACUGUCGACAAGUCUGAAAAGAAGAAGAAGAAGAAGGCUGCAAAGGAACCUGUCGCUACCUCGAGUGUGGAGCCUAUCCCCACAGGCUCCCUUGCUUCUAGGGAUAUUGAUACCAUUGCUUCUUCUACCGCGACAAUGGGUGCGACCCAAGCUGCUGACCACUCACUGCCUACCAGUCUGCCUGGCAUGGGCCUGUCAAGUGAAGCCUUGAACAAGCACAUCCAGACUCUGCAGGGCAGUGUUCAGAGCGAAUUCAACAAGAGCCUUGGCCAAGAAUUCGAGAACCUGCACCGUCGCUUUGACGAAGAACGCCAGAACUGGGACGCUGCCUCGUCGGCCAAGCAGGAUCAAGUGCUGCGCUUGGUUUCCAGCACCCUUUCUGACAACGUUGAGAAGAACUUGACUCGCAUUGUUUCAAGCAGCAUCCAGACCGAUGUGAUUCCGAUCAUCACUGACGCCACUUCCGCCGCGGUCAGCAAGCAACUUAGUGGUGCCAUCUCUCAGCAACUGGGAGGUGCCAUCAACGAGGAGUUGCGCCAGUCACUCCCCAAGGCUGUUAUUCACGCAAUUCAAGAGCCUCUUGUGCUGAAGGCUGUGACUGAGCAUAUUGCGCAGAAACUUGCUCCUCGCAUCGAGACCGGAAUCACCCGCGUUUUGCAGACCUCGAUUGCUCCUAUGCUGGAGUCCUUGGGACGUACCACCCAAAAGGUUGAGAAAGAAAUGGAACGUCAUUUCCAAUCUCAGGUCAAAAAAUACGAGGCUCAGCGCCAAAUUGACAAUGCUAAAAUGGAGGAGAUGGCCGCUGUCCUGCGGGAUCUGACCCAGCAAGUUUCUGUCCUGUCUACCAACCAGAACCAACAACUUCGCCAAAGCCAGACCCCUCCAAAUCAAGCUCCCCCUCAAGAGCCUACGGUCCACCACCAACGAGCCUCUGUUGGGCGUCCAGCUGAUAGCCAGAUGCGUGUGCCCCAGGUGACUCAGCCCCAGCCUCUGGCUCAGUCUCAGGCUGUCCCCAUUCCCGUGCAAGCUCCGGCUCCUAUCCCUGUCCCUGCGCCUGUGCCUCGGUCGCCCGAAGAAGCUGAACUCGCGGAAAUUGUGCAUCUGAUCAACGGUGGUCUUUAUGAGGAGGGAACUAUCAAGUGGCUCCAAUCACACCAGCAAGCUGAUCUGUUCGACAACUUCUUCGUUCACGUAUCACCCAAUUAUUUGUCCCGACUCUCUGCAAUUGUCAUGCUCUCUGUAGCCGUGGCUGUUACCUCUACUCUGGCAACCAACAUUGGCCAGCGCCUGCAUUGGCUCGAGGUUGUUCUUCAGAACGUGGACCCCAGGGAUACCGACCUCCGUGAAGUCGCUCCACGAAUUCUUGAUAUCAUGAGUCAGCGCCUGAACAACCUGUACAUGAAUGUCGUCGAGCGCAACCCGCAUGAUCCCAUCCUGCGUCUCAUCGCACCCCUUGCUCGUCGUGCCCGUGACCUGAUCACCAAUCUGAGCACCAAUCUGAGCUAG